UAUUUUAUUUUUUCUUCUUCGUCUAGUCAGGCAGAGAGAAGCGUCGGUCAAUGGGUUUAAGUCGCCGGGCCAAAGCCGCCGAGUCGCCGGCCACAACGGCGUCGACGUCCUCGAGACUCUUGGCAUUCUUCUCGCACAAGAAGCAGGACGGCCAAGUGGAGGAAGAUAAACGGCCGCACCUCCGCAUACGGGCCAAAAAGUCCAAAAACCGGACCAAACGCAGCAGGAGCAGGAGCUUCAGCGGAGAAGAAGAGAGCGACACCUUGGCCGGCUCGGCCAACGCGAAGCUGUAUCCGCCGCCCAAUGGUCGGGCCAAUGUGCAACUGGCUGCUCGAGUCGCACGUGACAAUUGUGCCGGCGUCUUCCCCCAGCGCUCGUCCCGCUCGUCGUCAUUGCGCUACUCAACCAGGUCAUCUGAGUCUUCGUCGUCGUCAAGAUCCUCGGGGUCUUCGCUGCGGAGAGAACGCAGACAAAAUUUAGCUUUAGUAUUCGAACGGGAUCACGACGCCCGCCGCAGAUCGUCGUCCGACGUUUCGUCCGUGGAUUCCGAGGCGCGGUCGCUAGCUUCACCAUCGAACGCCGGUCAACGAGAAAUGUGGCGCGAGAGCUCCGUGAACGAGUUUCUGAGCUGUUUCCCGCGAGAUCUAAUCGCAGACGUUCGAACCACGUGCCACGUCAAGAGCCCGAGGCGGUCGAAAGCCUACAUGCGCGGCCUGAUUGUGUCGUUGGAGUUUGAGAUUCGAGGAACUAAGUGGGCCGCCUACUUUCUCCAGAUCGUGCACAAUGCUCGCAAGCAGAAGCGGAUCUCGCUGCGGUCGGCCGUAUCGGUCAAGUGGGCCAUUUGUGCGCAUGCGCAGGGUGAAGCUCUUGCUCGACAGGAGGAGCAGAAGCGGUCGGACAUGACGCUGCAGCACAAAAUGACAGAGUAUCGCGUGGCCCUGCAGUGUGUGGCCGGCACAAGUGUCGUCAAGUUUGGCCGCAAGGGCAAGCCCCAUGCCACGAACCUGUGCGUAGAGAACGGCGACACUUUGCGCUGGACUUCGAAGCUGCUUGCCAAGGCCACGCACAUUGCUGUCGACGGCGUGGCGGCCACAACCACCAUGGGCAAGAAGCGCGUCAAGGCCAAGAACGCCAUCCCACUGGCCAGCAUUCUACGAGUCACCUCAGGUCCUUCGACUAGUGUCCUGACCCGAGCAUUGCACAAAGGAACGUUGCAUCUGAACGACUCUGGCUGCACGUUGUCAGUGGUAACGCACACUCGCACGUUGGAUCUCAAGGCCAAGACGGCCGAAGAAAGGGAAUGGCUACAGCGCAGUCUGGAGUUCCUAGUAGAUCUUGCUCGUGAUCACGAGCGACGGGUGGCUCAGCAAGUGGAGCUGACAAUUAUGAAGCGCAUGGAGAACUUACCUGUGUGGAAGUACGGCCGUAAGGGCAAACCGCACAAGACACGCGUCUUCGUAGAUCGGUUCGGUGAGGUGUCGUGGCUCGGCCGCAGCGGAGACUCACUGCAGCUCGAUGAGAUCAUUUCAGUGCAUGAAGGCCACCGUACGCCUGUGUUUGCUAGAGCUCGAGCAGUUGGGUUGGUAUCUUCAGCUAAGGGGGCUCACUGUUUCUCCCUAGUGACGUCGGUGCGGUCACUGGAUAUUGAGGCAGUGAACGAGCAACAACGCGACUGGUUUGUGGUGGCCUUCCGGUAUCUACUGGACAAGGUGCACGAGAAGACUGCGGCCAUGCAACGCGAGCGCGCUGAGAGACAACUUCGCAUGCUGCAAGAUCUCAGUCGCGAGGACGAAGAUGAUUACCUCAAUGGGGACGGCGACGAUAUCUACUACGAUGAUCUCCCACCAGCACGACAUGCAUAA
Molecule: messenger RNA, 1862 nt
Organism: Phytophthora infestans T30-4
Lineage: Eukaryota; Oomycota; Peronosporomycetes; Peronosporales; Peronosporaceae
Exons: 1
Coding region: 51-1862 (603 amino acids)
Source: RefSeq, a predicted model, not a curated record